AUGCAGCCUCAAUUCUCAGAGCACACCGAAUUACUCUAUUCAGCUGCCUGUUGGGCAUCCCACGGCCUCGUCAAUCACGCAGCCCCUUGGGAGGCCGAGUCGCCCCAAAAUUUGUUGCGUAAGAGCUGCAUGUGGCCGAUGACGUGGCUGAGAAUCGAGAAUCCAAUACGACUGCACUGUAGAGCAAUGCGCUGCUCUAAUGCGGCGGGAGUCUAUGAGCUGGCCAGGGCAGCUGGUCUUUCAUCGCUUCCAGCUUACAUAACAGCCUGUGUAUCGAUGCAUUACCUAAUACAUAGUAAUCACCUCCAACCUAACCGACGCGCCUCAAUUCACUAUCCACUCCUCUCUUCUUUCUCCUCGAUCCUUUUCUUCACACAGCUGAUCCUCCCGUCAGCUCCCAUUGUUCAAUCGCACAUUAUCGCUAUGCCAGAGCUGUGCGAUGGGCGUCUUGAUGAACUCCUGAAAGAAGCGGCUAGUCGCCUCGCGACGAAGCAGCCGCCACGGCCCAAGGAUUGCACCUUGAUUGCUAUGAAGGCCGCGCCUGCCAAUCCAACUCUGGAUUCAAAGGUGCAAGCCAAGGCACAAGACCCAAAGAGCGUUAUGCUUCGCGAUCCUAGGCCAGCGGAGAAGAAGAAGCAACCCCUGCUUUAUUUUCUUGAUGUGGUGACGGUGCCCGUCUUGGGUUACCUGCCACGCCAAAAUGAUCAUUUAUUUCAUAGUUACUCUGAUUUGAGACUCUCUCUCCCGAUUCUACAGACUGGCAAAGAUAAUGCUGGCCCGGGCUGGUUUGGCAUUCCCAAGACAGACCCUAACGACCCCGAGCUGAAGCGAGACCUUCAGAUUCUUCACAUGAGAGGAACCGCCAUCGAUUCUAAGCGACACUACAAGAAGGAAUCCCUCAAGGCCAAGGUACCUCGCUACGCUCAUGUUGGACGUAUUGUCGAGGGCCCGACCGAGUUCUACAGCGCUCGCUUGACACGCAAGGAGAGAACGCAGACACUGGUGGAUGAGUUGUUAAGCGCAGAAAAGGCGUCGGGCAAGUUCAGAUCCAAAUAUGAGGCGAUUCAAACGAAAAAGGCGAGCGGCAAAAAGGCCUUUUACAAAAAGUUGGUGGAGCGCCGCCGGCGCAGCCGCCACAUCGCAUUGCUCAAGUAUCUCGGUCCAUAUGCAGAGAAGAUGCGCGCUUCGACACUGUUGAGGCCAACCGCCCGCUGCCUGGCGCGGUCACAUUUACAGGGAACCCUGAGACCAUCAUGGACUCGCUCACUCAACACAGAGACGCCGCAAGCCUCAGUGAUGCAACCUUCGAAAGCUCCCGAACCAACGAGAAACUCGCAGGCUAUUAGCGAGUCUGACCCUGUGCAACAUUUCUUCGGGAAGACCAAAGAGAACGAACCAAGAUAUCCUCGAGGCGUUCAGGCACUCUAUCUCCAGCCACUACGUCGCGAAGCCGAGUACGGAAUUCCUUCAUGCGACCUUCAGCUGCGCUCAUACAGUUUGAGGAACCUCGAAUUCUUCUCCGACUUUGCCCUUCGCGCAGCGUACUACCUGAAGCUCCCAGCAUUCGGCCCUGUGCCACUGCCUCGAAUUACUGAACGAUGGACGGUUCCCCGGAGUAGUUUCAUCUUCAAAAAGUCACAGGAGAACUUCGAGCGUAUAACGAUGCGUCGCCUUGUUCAAAUCCGCGACGGAAAUCCUGAGACGGUUCAAUUGUGGCUAGCUUUUCUCCAAAAGCACGCCUAUUACGGCAUUGGUAUGAAGGCCAACGUGUGGGACUUUGGAAAGCUUGGUAUCGGCAAGGCCAUGGAUGCCAUUGAUCCAGAGACGACUGAGGCGAUUGACUCGCGGUGGAACCAUCUGGGUCAAAACCGGGAACUUGAUACAGUCGAGAAAGUGGAGGAGUUUUUGGCUACAGUUCGGUUCGAUAAGGAUAGUGGCAAGCGAUCAGAGGGGGAGCGGCGGUUCCUCCAGACCCAAUGGAAGAAAGACGAGGCGGCCAAAAGGAAGGCAGCCUUAAACUUGAAAAGGGACCCCGUCGUGGGUGUGUCCUGUGUAAAUCAUAAAUAUCAAACCUGGCCCUUGUCGCGUUGGGUCACAGACUGCUAUUCUUAUGUCGUUUACAAAGACUUGUGCGCCUGCGAUCUGCUCGCCAUUGGACAUCAUAUCAUGACAAAAUCCUCAACUAUGUCUCCAGGCCCAGGGCCAAUCACACCCCGUUAUAGCAAUAUAGACAGAACGGAAAUAACCGGUUCAUUGCCCCAUGCGUCGGAUUUCUCACCCUUUCGUUCGGUCAGUGGGUUUAUCAUGUUUGUGUGCGCCAACGAUUCAGAGCACACGGGCUGGCAGGUUCCGGCCGGACGCCGCGACGCGUCAAGUGGGAAUCACCAAGUCAUUUUCUCGGGCAUCCAGCCUACGGGAACACCGCACCUGGGCAACUACGCCGGUGCCAUCCGCCAAUGGGUGCAACUCCAAGCCAAGCCUUCUGAGAGCUGCAAACUUGUGUACUCCGUCGUCGACUUGCACGCUAUCACCGUACCCCAGAACGCAAAACAGCUCAGGCAAUGGAAGAGGGAAACGCUGGCAGCUCUGUUGGCUGCAGGUAUCGACCCCGAACGCUCGACUUUAUUCUAUCAAUCAUCUGUCCCGGCGCAUUCUGAGCUCAUGUGGAUCUUGAGCUGUACAGCCUCGAUGGGUUAUUUGUCACGAAUGACACAGUGGAAGAGCAAGCUGUCACUCUCAAAUGAUGCCACCAUUCUUGAUGAAGGUGCGAAAGCCUCGCUGAAGCUCGGCCUAUUCUCAUAUCCCGUCCUGCAGGCUGCUGAUAUUCUCGUCCACCGAGCCACUCAUGUACCCGUCGGUGAUGACCAGAGACAGCACUUGGAAUUUGCUCGCGAGUGUGUAACAAAUUUCAAUCACAACUUCGGCCCUCUCUUGGUGUCUCCUGAGACCAUCACAUCACCGACACGCCGGGUUAUGUCGUUGCAACAACCAACCCAGAAAAUGUCGAAAUCCGCUAGGGACCCGAGGUCACGUAUCCUAAUCACCGACACGCCCGAAGAGAUCAACGUCAAGAUAAUGAGUGCAUUGACAGACUCCUCUAAUAAUGUUUCCUAUGAUCCGGCUAACCGGCCGGGGGUAUCAAACCUGUUGGAGAUCCUCUCUAUUUUUGAUGUUCAUGCCAGGAACCCAGCUCAACUCGCCGACUCUUUUUCUCAUGCCUCUCUCAAAGAUCUCAAGCAAGCCGUCUCAAGGGCUGUCGUCGAGGGGCUUGGCGGAAUCCGUGAGCGCUACAUGGAGCUUCUGUCUGUUGACGAGGGACGAUAUCUCGAUGCCGUCGAAGCAAAGGGUGCCAGCAAGGCCCGUCUCAAUGCCAACGAAACAAUGGCCCUAGUGAGAGAAGCCACGGGGCUGUGA
This is a messenger RNA of Colletotrichum lupini, 3414 nucleotides long. Its product is annotated as tryptophanyl-tRNA synthetase. Bases 1 to 3414 code for a protein of 1137 amino acids. Gene Ontology annotation, biological process: translation; mitochondrial tryptophanyl-tRNA aminoacylation. Gene Ontology annotation, cellular component: mitochondrial matrix; mitochondrion; ribosome. Gene Ontology annotation, molecular function: tryptophan-tRNA ligase activity; structural constituent of ribosome; ATP binding. The record is from RefSeq and is a predicted model, not a curated record. NCBI's taxonomy places the organism in Eukaryota, Fungi, Ascomycota, Sordariomycetes, Glomerellales, Glomerellaceae. The transcript has 15 exons.